AUGCUUGCCCCACGUGCGACGACGGAGCCAGAGAGGCCCAAUCUUGACACCAACGAAAUCAAGCAAUGGCGCUCCAUAGUCACCCUCAUUGUCUUUGUUCUGACAAACAUUAAUGUCUUGUUCCCUUUCCAUAUACCCAUCUACAUACCGCGGCCUAUCUGGACUCUAUGCCUUGACACUGUUAGUGCAAUGCGCAUCAUACCGCCACCCCAACAUCCAACCAGAGUGCGGAAUGGCCGACCCGGUGCCUUUGUGCGAUUCGACUUUCCCAUGAAUUUCAUCACUGCUCCUCUGAUAGCUGAUCUCUUCCUGCUCGCCAUCCUUGCUAUUGGAAAAAAAGAAGUACGUGGUGGCACUGUGGGUGACCAAGGCAUCGUCCCCUACGACAUCAUGCUCUUCUUCCUCUCGCUCGCCUACAUCGCCAUUUCUGUCGAUGCCUCUGGUUUGAUCAGAUGGUUGGCUUUUAAGGUUUUGCAGAAAGGAGGAAAAGUAGGUCACAGGCUGUUUUUUUAUCUGUACGCCUUCUUCUUUGGACUGACAGCUCUCAUCGGCAAUGAUCCUAUCAUCUUGUCAGGCACUGCUUUCUUGUCUUACAUGACUCGUGUGUCAAGUAACAUCAAGCAUCCAAGAGCAUGGAUCUUCACCCAGUUCUCCGUGGCCAACAUCGCAUCCGCAAUUCUCGUCUCUUCUAAUCCCACCAACCUUGUCCUCGCGGGAGCUUUCAAAAUCACCUUUAUCAAGUACACUGCAAACGUCAUUGUUCCGGUCCUUGUGACAGGCAUUGUCCUGUAUCCGUUUCUGCUGUACAUCAUCUUCCAUGACGAAUCUCUCAUCCCGCCUGCGAUUAAGAUGGAGGAUCUUCCAGAGGAGCUCAAGAACAAGAAGCCAGUGAAUCCAAACAUUCCAUACGCCAAAGGAGGACUCGAGGACAGCGAGGCUGACCCUAACAGCGACGACGAGCAAGAAAAGAAACAGUCUCUGGAAGAAGUCCUGAAUCCGUUCCUCGACAGAAAAGGCGCCAUGUUUGGAGCAGUCCUCAUGGCAGCCACUCUAGUAACAGUGCUUGCUCUUAAUGCAGCUUCCACAGGCACGCACGAGCGCCCCGUCUUCUGGGUUACUCUACCCGCUGCAUUCAUCAUGCUCUGCUUCGACCUUAUAAUGGGCUGGCUUAACCGAAAAGAAACACGAAGAAUCGCCCACGAAGGUCGGCAAAGAAUGGAGACCGCACUCGCAGAAAGAGAAGAAGCAAGAAGAAUGUCUGUCGCACAAGUGGAUCAGGAUGCAAUCACUCCACACCCCGUCCAACGAGAAAGCCAAGUCCUAGACGAAAAAGCGCAUUCAGCAGCAGACGACGCCAGCCACACCACAAGCGGAGAGCAACAAAUCACACCCUCCUCAUCCUCCGAGCCCAUGCCCCGGUCAGAAGAAAAACUCGAACCAACCAAAAAACCCGUCCCCACCACCCUCACCUCUCUCAUUCACGAUGCCUACGCAUGGGCCCAAGAAACCUUCCCCACGACAAUGACCGUAUUCCACCACCUCCCCCUCGCCCUUGUCCCUUUUGCCUUCUGCAUGUUCGUCCUCGUCCAAGCCCUUGUAACAAAAGGCUGGGUUCCCGUUUUCGCCCAUGGCUGGGAUCACUGGGUCGAGAAGACGGGCACAAUUGGUGCAAUUGGCGGUAUGGGGUUUGUUUCUGUUAUUUUGUGUAAUUUCGCAGGCACAAACAUCGGUACCACAAUCCUCAUCUCCCGCGUCAUACAAGCUUGGGAAGAAAUCCAUCGACAAAACGGUCGACCGAUUUCCGAUCGCACCUUUUGGGGCACUAUAUACAGCAUGGCCAUCGGUGUAAACUAUGGCGCCUUCAGUCUCGCCUUCAGCGCCUCCCUCGCCGGCAUGCUCUGGCGCGACAUCCUCGGCCGCAAACACAUUCGCGUCGGCGGCCUCGAAUUCGCCCGCGUCAACCUGCCCAUUAUCGCCAUUACCAUGGUCGUCGGACUUGUCGUGCUAAUUGGUGAGAUUUAUAUCAUCAGGGAUAAUAAGCCGUAUUCGCUUGGUUGA
Bipolaris oryzae ATCC 44560 is the source of this 2058-nucleotide messenger RNA. RefSeq lists its product as uncharacterized. The record is from RefSeq and is a predicted model, not a curated record. Gene Ontology annotation, cellular component: membrane. The transcript is spliced from 5 exons. Lineage: Eukaryota; Fungi; Ascomycota; Dothideomycetes; Pleosporales; Pleosporaceae. Gene Ontology annotation, biological process: transmembrane transport. Bases 1 to 2058 code for a protein of 685 amino acids.